Gadus chalcogrammus (walleye pollock) is the source of this 21363-nucleotide messenger RNA. Its product is annotated as ankyrin-2-like. Gene Ontology annotation, cellular component: T-tubule. NCBI's taxonomy places the organism in Eukaryota, Metazoa, Chordata, Actinopteri, Gadiformes, Gadidae. The record is from RefSeq and is a predicted model, not a curated record. Gene Ontology annotation, biological process: signal transduction; regulation of cardiac muscle contraction; protein localization to T-tubule. The coding region runs from base 180 to 19178 and encodes 6332 amino acids. The transcript has 51 exons. Gene Ontology annotation, molecular function: protein binding.
UAGAAAGAGAGAGCGAGACAAACUGAGAGAGGACGCCCGAGCUGCUGUCCGGAGGUCCAGGCUGCAGUCAGCCAAGCGGACCGCAGACUGAUUGGGAGGAGGGACAGCAGCAAGCCGAUCUAUGUGCUUUUACAGGCGGACCUAGAAUCAGCGUCGCGGAGCGGGGACCGCGUCAGAACAUGGAUUCUAGUCCCGUUAGCCCGGCUUCCCUGGAUGGACUCGAGACCCCUUCACCGAAGGUGACCGAGGAGCACCCUACCAUACGACAGUCGGACAGCAACACCAGCUUCCUGCGAGCAGCGAGAGCCGGCAACGUAGACAAGGUUCUGGAAUAUUUGAAGGGAGGCGUGGACAUCAGCACCUGCAACCAGAAUGGGCUCAACGCGCUGCACCUGGCCGCUAAGGAGGGCCACAUGGAGCUGGUGGAGGAGCUGCUGGACCGCGGAGCCGGAGUGGACUCUGCUACCAAGAAAGGGAACACAGGGCUCCACAUCUCCUCUCUGGCGGGCCAGCUGGACGUGGUGAAAAUCCUCAUCAAACGGGGCGCUGAGAUCAACUCACAAUCUCAGAAUGGCUUCACUCCGCUCUACAUGGCGGCCCAGGAGAACCACCUGGAGGUGGUGCGGUACCUGCUGGAGCACGGCGGGAACCAGAGCACCGCCACCGAGGACGGCUUCACCCCGCUGGCGAUCGCUCUGCAGCAGGGCCACAAUCAGGUGGUGUCGCUGCUGCUGGAGAACGACACCAAGGGGAAGGUCCGUCUGCCCGCUCUGCACAUCGCCGCCCGCAAAGACGACACCAAGUCGGCCGCGCUGUUGCUGCAGAACGACCACAACGCCGACGUCCAGUCCAAGAUGAUGGUUAAUAGGACCACAGAGAGUGGCUUCACUCCUCUGCAUAUCGCUGCUCACUACGGGAACGUCAACGUAGCGACGCUGCUGCUGAACCGCGGGGCGGCUGUGGACUUCACUGCGCGGAACGGCAUCACUCCCCUGCAUGUGGCCUCCAAGCGAGGGAACAGCAGCAUGGUGGGUCUGCUGCUGGACCGCGGCUCACAGAUCGACGCCAAGACCAGGGACGGGCUGACCCCCCUCCACUGUGCGGCGCGGAGCGGUCACGACCCGGCGGUGGAGCUGCUGCUGGAGAGAGGAGCCCCCAUGCUGGCCCGCACCAAGAACGGCCUGUCCCCCCUCCACAUGGCGGCACAGGGCGACCACGUGGACUGUGUGAAGCACCUGCUGCAGCACGCCGCCCCAGUGGACGACGUCACCCUGGACUACCUGACCGCCCUGCACGUGGCGGCACACUGCGGCCACUACCGCGUCACCAAGCUGCUGCUGGACCAGAGGGCCGACCCCAACGCCAGGGCGCUGAACGGAUUCACGCCACUGCACAUCGCCUGCAAGAAGAACCGGGUGAAGGUGAUGGAGCUGCUGGUGAAGUACGGAGCCUCCAUCCAGGCCAUCACAGAGUCGGGUCUGACCCCGGUCCACGUGGCGGCCUUCAUGGGCCACCUGAACAUCGUCCUGCUGCUGCUGCAGAACGGAGCCUCCGCCGAUAUCAGCAACAUCCGGGGGGAGACGGCCCUCCACAUGGCAGCACGGGCCGGCCAGGUGGAGGUGGUGCGCUGCCUGCUGAGGAACGGAGCAAUGGUGGAUGCCAGAGCCAGGGAGGACCAGACUCCGCUCCACAUCGCCGCCCGUCUGGGGAAGACGGAGAUUGUGCAGCUGCUGCUGCAGCACAUGGCGCACCCCGACGCGCCCACCGCCAACGGCCACACCCCCCUGCACAUCUCCGCUCGCGAGGGCCAGCUGGAGACUGCCUCCGUGCUGCUGGAGGCCGGGGCCUCGCACUCCAUGGCCACCAAGAAAGGGUUCACUCCGCUCCACGUCGCCUCUAAGUACGGCCGUCUGGACCUGGCCGCCCUGCUCCUCUCCCGACGGGCCGCCCCCGACGCCGCGGGCAAGAACGGCCUAACCCCGCUGCACGUGGCCGCGCACUACGACCACCAACAGGUGGCGCUGCUGCUGCUGGACAAGGGGGCAUCGCCCCUCGCCACCGCCAAGAACGGCUACACUCCGCUGCACAUCGCGGCCAAGAAGAACCAGCUGGAGAUGGCGGGGGUGCUGCUGGGCCACGGCGCCCUCCCCCACACCCUGACCCAGCAGGGGGUCACCGCCCUGCACCUCGCCGCCCAGGAGGGCCACGCCCACAUGGCCGCCCUGCUGCUGAGCAAGGCAGCGCAGCCCAACACGGCCACCAAGAGCGGCCUGACCUCGCUCCACCUGGCGGCCCAGGAGGACCGAGUGGGCGUGGCCGAGGUCCUCACCCGGCACGGAGCCAACGCCGACCAGCAGACCAAACUCGGCUACACCCCCCUGAUCGUGGCCUGUCACUACGGAAACGCCAAGAUGGUUCACUUCCUGCUGCAGAACGGGGCCGGAGUUAACGCCAAGACCAAGAGUGGUUACACUCCCCUCCACCAGGCGGCGCAGCAGGGAAACACUCACAUCAUCAACCUUCUGCUGCAGGCUGGAGCCAAACCCAACGCCAUCACAGUGAACGGCAACACAGCGCUGGCCAUCGCCCGCAGGCUGGGCUACAUCUCAGUGGUGGACACCCUGAGGGUGGUGACGGAGGAGGUCACCACCACCACCACGACGGUCACAGAGAAGCACAAACUCAACGUCCCGGAGACCAUGAACGAAGAGCUGGACGUUUCUGAUGAGGAGGGUGACGACACGAUGACGGGCGACGGGGGGGAGUACCUGAGGGCCGAGGACCUGAGGGAGCUCGGGGACGACUCUCUGCCGGGGCAAUACCUGGACGGGAUGAACUACCUGCGCUACAGCCUGGAGGGAGGGGGGCGCAUGGACAGCUCUUUCAGCCCGACCCAUCACAGCUUCUACACCCCCAAACACCAGGGCUUGAUGGAGGAUCUGCUCUCCAGCCACCAGGUUUCCAAUCUAACCCGGGACAACGAGAAGGACUCGUACCGACUCAGCUGGGGAACCGAGAACCUGGACAACGUGGCUCUGUCCUCUAGUCCCAUCCCCUCUGGCCGAUCCUCUCCCUGCCGCCAUCUUGGAGAAAACAGCAGCUUCCUGGUGAGCUUCAUGGUCGACGCACGAGGCGGGGCUAUGCGGGGCUGCCGCCACAACGGACUGAGGAUCCUGGUCCCGCCCAAGAAGUGCAGCGCCCCCACCAGGGUGACCUGCCGCCUGGUGAAGAGGCACCGCCUGGCCACCAUGCCCCCCCUGCUGGAGGGCGAGGGGCUUGCCAGCCGACUGGUGGAGGUGGGGCCCUCGGGGGCCCAGUUCCUGGGUAAGCUCCACCUCCCCACAGCUCCUCCCCCCCUUAACGAGGGCGAGAGCCUCGUUAGCCGUAUUCUCCAGCUGGGCCCCCCGGGGACUAGAUUCCUUGGCCCGGUGGUGGUGGAGAUCCCCCACUUCGCGGCGCUGCGGGGGACAGAGAGGGAGCUGGUGGUGAUGAGGAGCGAGGGGGGAGAUCAGUGGAAGGAGCACCAGUGUGACCACACUGAGGAGGAGCUCAACCAGGUCCUCAACGGCAUGGAUGAGGAGCUGGACUCGCCCCAGGAGCUGGAGAGGAAGCGUAUUUGCCGGAUCAUCACGCGGGAUUUCCCACAAUACUUUGCGGUGGUGUCGCGGGUGAAGCAGGACAGCGAGCUGAUUGGGCCAGAGGGCGGCGUACUGAGCAGCACGGUGGUGCCUGCGGUGCGGGCCGCGUUCCCCCAGGGGGCGCUCACCAAGAAGAUCCGGGUGGGCCUGCAGGCCCAACCCAUGAGCCUGGAGCUGGUGCGCCGGACCCUGGGCAGCAAGGCCGCCUUCAGCCCCAUCGUCACGCUGGAGCCACGCAGGAGGAAGUUCCACAAGCCCAUCACCAUGACGCUCCCAGUCCCCGAAACCGGCUCCGACCCCGCCCUCAACGGAUUCAGGGGCGACGCGCCCUCCCUGAGGCUGCUCUGCAGCAUCACUGGAGGGACCACGCCCGCCCAGUGGGAGGACAUCACAGGGACCACGCCCCUGACCUUCACCAACGACUGCGUCUCCUUCACCACCAACGUCUCUGCCAGGUUCUGGCUGGUGGACUGCCGGCAGGCGCAGGAGUCUGUGAACUUCUCCACCCAGGUGUACCGGGAGGUCAUCUGCGUGCCUUACAUGGCCAAGUUCGUGGUCUUCGCUAAGACCCACGACCCAAUAGAGGCCCGCCUGCGCUGCUUCUGUAUGACGGACGACCGCAUGGAGAAGAGCCUGGAGCAGCAGGAGCUCUUCACUGAGGUGGCCCGCAGCCGGGACGUGGAGGUUCUGGAGGGGAAGCCCAUCUAUGCAGACUGCUGUGGUAACCUGGUGCCGCUCACCAAGAGCGGACAGCACCACCUCUUCAGCUUCUACGCCUUCAAGGAGAACCGCCUGGCACUCUUCAUCAAGGUCCGGGACAGCACCCAGGAGCCCUGCGGCCGGCUCUCCUUCAUGAGGGAACCCAGAAACUACCGCGCCUUGACCCAGAACGCCAUAUGCAACCUCAACAUUAGCCUGCCCUCAUACUGCAAGGACUCUGAUUCAGAUCAAGAACAAGAAAGCGAGUCGGGCCGACCACGAGGGAGAUACGAAGAGACAGAGACGUCCGUUCUGAAGUCAGAGUUGAUCCGCGACCCUGACCUUCUGUCUGACGUGUCCGAGAUGAAACAAGACCUGAUCAAAAUGACUGCCAUCUUGAUUGCAGAUCCCACUGAGAAAUCCCGGUCCUUAGUAGGGAGCAUUUCAGAGAAGGGGGCUGAGGAGGUGUCUGGAGGACCGUUAGAAAUAAUGGAGAAGGACUUAGAGAAGGUCAAAGAGGACUUGGAGAAGGUCAGCGAGAUCUUGAGGGGCGGGGCCUAUGAGGGAGGUCUGGCCGAGGACUGGAUCCUCCUCUCUGAUGGUGAGGUAGAGGAAGCCAGAAGGAUGGCCACCUUGACUCUCAAAGAGCCUAUCCUGCGCGAAACCCGGGCCAAUAAAGGGGCUCCCAGGCCUAAAGCCAUCAAGGAUAGCGGGGACCUGAAGGAGUAUCUUCCAGCCGCCUCCAAAACAAAAGCUCGGACGGAGGUCCACGAAAAUUUCACAGACGUUGUUCUACGUAAAAACGCAAAACCCAGCCCACCAAAAAAGUCCCAGGAUGAAUCCUCUAUUUCAGUUGUUAGAAAGCCGGUGAGGAGGAAGGGUAAAGACCCGGAGAUCUCAGAUCCUGCAGAGACGGACGGACAUCUGGGUGUCCCUGCCGCCACAGGCCCAAGGUCACCAAUAUCUCCUGUGAUUGAAGAAACGCCCAUUGGAUCAAUAAGAGAUAAAGUUAAGGCUCUACAGCAAAAAGUGGAGGCAGAACAGAAGACCAAGAAGGUCACUGGAAGCAAGCCCUCACAGUUGCCUUUCGGUAAAAUAUUGCCGAAGCCCAAAGAAAGCCCUAAAUCCAAACAGGGGCCCCCUAAGUCUCCCAAAGCUGAACAGCUGAAACCUGAGGAGACCAUGUCAGUCAAAGCGCUGAUGCAGGCUUUCCAAACAGGGCAGGAGUCCUCGAAGAGGACGGCUGGGCUUUUAGAAGUCAAGACACCCUGCAAAGCACCUUCCGAGGACCCCACAAAACAGCAAACCAUAGAUACAAAAUGUACGACAAAAGUAAUAACAACACACGUCUCUCCAGAGAGAGAACUGUCCAUGGACUCCAAGCCGAGCAAAGAGGCAGCCAUCACUGUCCCCGAUUCAGAACUGACUGAUACUGCAGACUUUGGACACGGUGGCCUGGAUGACAGCCCCGAUAGCUUGAAACACGAGGGUGUGGCAGACUCACCGAGCGCCAGUCCCGGAGAUGGGACCCCUCACUUGAGCUCUGAAGACAGCUAUAAGCACGAGGGCCUAGCGACCCCCAGCUCAAGUCCUGAAAGUCUGUCUCUCUCUCCUAAGAAUGGAGACCGCUUGACCAAAAAAUAUGAACCUGACUCCGCCACAGUCCAAGGACAAAGACAAGGCAACAAAACAUCCGCAGAAUCUGGCAUUUGGCCAAUUGAUGAACACAAUUCUACUGUAUUGAUCCCUGUCCCCACCAAUGAGGCUGCUGAUGAGCAUAGCACAAGUGAGUCCAUAGACUUUGGGACCGAAUCUAAGCCAGCUAAAGCUCGAAAGCUAAAUAAGAGAAUCUCAGAGACACUAGAGACGUUUCUUAGCGACGAGGAAGGCCCGGACAGUCAGCUCGCCGUACCGUCGGCUGGUUCCCCAGCCUCUAGAUCCUUCACUCUGAAUCAAGGGAGCUUAGACUUGCCUUUAAGACGCCAAGACUCAGAUGCCCUCAGCCCCUUAGGCGACGACUCUCUGACCAUUAGCCACAGAGACUCUUUGGAGGGUAGUCCUGUCAUGGAAGAGAAUUCCUCCCAGAAGUCUCCAGACUCCAUCGAACCUAGCCCGACCAGAGAGUCCCCCUGCCGGGACUCAUUGGAGAACAGCCCUACAGAGCAGACCAGCCGCUUACCCUUCCCUCCACACAUAGACCCCACUGCAGUGUCCUCUAGCCAGUCCUGCAGAGCCCCCGAGUUCCCACCCGAUGCUCUGCGCUCUAGGCUCCGAGACUGUGAGGCUAGUGCGGAGGACGACAGUUGUGAGCAGACAUCUCAGAUGACAAGUUCUGGUAAGAGUCCCCUUUCACCUGACACCCCCAGUUCUGAAGAGGUAAGUUAUGAGGUGAACCCUAGAUCCCCUGACCCUAUGUUCCUCCCUAUCCAAUCCAUACCAACUGUCAUCCCCGAAGACCCAGAGGAAGACAUGUCAGACAGCUGUGAGGCACAGAGAAAGAUAACCCCAGAGGAGGAGAUGUUUAAAAUGGCAGCAAAAAUAAAAACAUUUGACGAGAUGGACCAGGACGCAAGAAGCAAACAGAACUCUAGAAAACAUACAUCAGCAGAUCUUGAAAUUGGGGAUGACAGCUACAUGACAGUGGACUCCAUGAGUUACAACCCUUUCCUCAGUGAAAGUGGUCUUGCUAUUCCCAUAGAGGAUUCAGGGUUAGCUGUUUGUAUUGAUUCCCAUAUUAAAAUACAACCUCCCUCCCCUUUUCCAGCAGGUGGGCAUGAAGAAAUCAACAAGACCUCAACUACAACCACCGUUGACACAUCUGAGGGACCUCAUUCUGUCUCAGAUACAAAUUACGCAAAAGACAAACUGAACAUUUCUCUGGCACUGCCAGAGAAAGAAAUUCCAUCUGUAACGGUGGAUGACCAUAUUGGUACGGAAGCUAUCGUUGCCAAUGUAACGGCCGAGCAGAGGCAAGAAAGCUUGAGGAAACUAAGCGAAAACAAAAAAGAUGUGGAAUUAGAAGGUCAUGUGGAGUUAGGGGAGCGCCAUUCUGCUCCUAUAAAAACAGCUAGCAACAUAAAACACACAGAUCAAACGCCACAAAAAGUGACACCAGAGUCUGUAACCGGUGACUCUGUGGGGCUUGGAGUAGAUAAGGAGAAGUUGAGUCCUGGUCCUUGUAUCCCUGAUGCUAGCGAGGAAGAGCAGGGACCCCCCAAGACCGAGUCGAAGGGUGUCACUGCAAAGGCAGAAGGGGACCCCUGGAAUGCGAUGCGGGAAGACGAUGCCGCCUUUGCAGCACGCGUUAAAGAAGAGGAGCAAAAGAUCCUCAACCUGAUGGUGGAGCGUCCGUCGCAACAGGCCACCCCGGACACCACCCCUGGGAGAACCCCCACAGAGGAGGGCUCUCCCGCCAGCGAGCCCAACCCAUUCCUGUUCCAGGAGGGGAAGCUCUUUGAGAUGACUCGCAGCGGGGCUAUUGACAUGACUAAGAGGAGCUAUGAGGAGGAAGGCCCUGGCUUUGCCUUCUUCCAGAUUAGGGAGCAGCCUCUAGAGGAGGCUCCUGCUGAGGGGGGCGGGGUGGGCGCUGGUCGACCGGCUGAACCGGAGGUUGGCCUCAAUCUUACCAUCGAGGUUAGAACUCAGAAAGAGGAUGAAGUGAAAGAGGCUCCAGAUAGACAGCUUCCGUGCGCUGCUGAGGUCACACAGGUUAUCUCAGGUGAUGAUGGCUCAAAAUCUAAAAUCCCUAAAAUGGGAGUCUCAGCCUCAUCCAAAUCCACGAAGAAAGAUCCUACCCUUCCCGAAGCAGUAGAAGCUAAGGCAGAUAAACCAUCAGACGAGGGUCCUGUAGAUGUAAGCUCCUCUGAUCCAAUGAUGACAGACAUACAAACAGCAGAAAGUACAGUGACCAGGUCUGUGUACUCUGAGCAAAGCCAGGAGUCAUCUGAUUCCUCCCCAGAAGAACCCCAGUCAGUAGUAGAAUCGCCCAAAGCAGACGUUAAGGUAAAACAAGCGACAUCUGCCAAUGUCAAAAAGAUCCAGGUCAAACCCCAAGCCAAGAAUGUCUCUCAAGGUCGUGGGAAACCAACGACCCCAACUCAGUCUUACACCACUUCCUCCUCGAGGACUUUAAAAAAAGAGCCCUCAUUUACAUCUGAGUCCAAAUCUAGAAUCCCCAUCAAAGCGUCCCCUACCAAGUCUGAUUCAACAGUCAAACCCACAGACUCUACCCAGGAGAAAAGGCUUAAAAUCCCUGUUAAAAAGGACUCUAGGAGAAAAUCUGAGACAGAUGCUGGUCCCUCCGUGGAUACCAAAGCCAAGACGUCUUUCAAAGCCAAGAGCUUUUGUGAGGGGGAGUCAACCAGGCCCAAACCCAAAAAGGACCAGGGCCGUCCUUUGAGUGUGGAGUCGGCCAAGUCCAAAGGCUUCCAUUCAAGGCUGCCAGUCAGAGGGAAGGCCGGUCAGGUCACUCCUACUGCAACGCCAACCAAAGUCAAGCAGCAGCCGCAAAAAACCUCCCUUGAGUUCUUGCCCGAGAUAGGUGACGAAGCUGCAAAGCUUGUGGAGAAACUGGUUCAGGCAGAGAAAGACAAGGAGCAAGAAGCUACCGAUAAUAACUCAGAUGAUGAGAGCAGUCAUGUGGACCCUGCUGUUGUUGAAAAGGAAACAUUCCCUGAGGUGCAAUUUCCUCCUCCUGGGGGUGCGUUCCCUAUCCGGCCGCUAUGGGACCAGCCCACUGAGACGCAGUGCACCCCAGAACAUACCGUCCCCCGUCAAGUAGAUCCACAGGAUGAAGCCGAGAGGAGGGAGCAGAGGUUGGCAAUCAUAGCCGACCACCUUGGCUUCAGCUGGACAGAGCUGGCCCGAGAACUGGACUUCAGUGAGGAACGAAUCAACCAGAUAAGGGUUGGGAACCCCAACUCUCUGCAGGACCAGAGCCAUGCCUUGCUCCACCUCUGGACGAAGAGGGAGGGAACACACGCCACAGAUACCGCGCUGCUGAGAAGACUGACCAAGAUCAACCGAAUGGACAUAGUGCACAUCAUAGAGACCAAGAUCAACAAGUCCAACCAGGAGGACACAACGUCACACACCUAUGCAGAGAUCGAGCGAACGAUAGAGGACCGCAGUGAAGGGUUCUCUGCUCUUCACGAGGACAUCGAUAGUCCCAGGGCAUGCAGGCGCAGGGAGGCCUCUCCCCGCGUGGCUGGACGGCCGGUGCCUGUGGUGUCAGCAGAGGAACUGUCUGCCAGCUCGUCCUCACUUGGUGAUCAUACUGGUCGCUUGGAGACGGAUACGUCGACAACAACACUACUACAGAACGAGACGGAAAAAACACACUCUUUACAAAGAGGAUAUGAGGAGGGAGCAGGCACAGUACACUUGUGCACUUUCAAACAAGUAAGUCCUCUGUUCACAUUGAACCAAACUGCCACCUACCAACUCCAGUCUCAUGAGAUAAACCCUUUAUGCAAAGACAUGACUGAAGCAGCUGAGGGAGAGGAAUGGAGCUUGGAGUGUCUUCAGACAUCCCGACGGUGGUUGUCACCGGUCACUUGCCAACAGUUGGACACAAGUUCUUGUACGGGCGUUUGUGAGAGUCUACCAAUUUCCAUGACUGAUUUCGGAGAGAGCUUGACUGAGUCUGAGCAAGCAGAACCAGACUUUGGUGAACUGGCGAUGGAGCUCAGGGAAUCAAGGGAAGAUUGCACAGAACAUGCACCUGGUUCAGUUUCUGUAAGCCCUUUACCUCCAGCAAGAUCCUUAGAAGGAGAAUCCAGUCCUGAACCUGAACCCCUUCCUUGUCUUCCUGUAGUGGUAGAAUGUCUGGAUCAUCAGAUGACCACCAGAGAGGUCUGUUCUGAGAAGCAUAUAGAUGAAGGAUACCAGAGACUUUAUAAAGUCAUUUAUGGAUAUCAUGAUCAUUUGAAGCCUGCCAAGCCUGAUGAAAUCCACAAUGAGACAAUUCAAAGUGGUUUGUGUGUACAGGGUACUUCCAUACCCUUUCAAACUAAAGGUGAUGAACAGAAUUUAAAUUCAGUCACACCCGCCCCCAGUCAUUCCAGCAUUACAUCACGUCCUGAUUCUGCCAAUCAAGUUGUGAUAGAUAGUUUGGAAACAAAUGAUACAGAACUUGUUACACAUGGGACUUCCAGUACUUUUGCUUUGAUAUCACAUGACUCAAAUGUUGAUGCCUUGAACGAAACGUUUUGUCCCCAUGACCAGACUUCAGGACAUGACUACACUAUUGAUAUUACAUCAGCACCGAGGCUAGAUGAGGAUGCAAUGCUGCCACACAGGGAUGCAGCCUGUUGGGCACCGACACCGGAAUCUAAAGGAUUUGCAUGUAUAACCCCAUCACCAGAAUUAACUGGAAACCCGUACUCUACUAUGGAGUUUCUGGAGCCAUCUGAAAGAAGUCGGAUUCUCUCACUAGACUCGCCUCCACAUAUGGACCUUCCAUGCUCUCUGUGUACAACAAUAACCCGAUCAGAAAGCAGGUCCUCAUCACCUGACUCAUGGUCAUUAAAUCAUGAGAUUAAACUUCUUGCACCAGAUUCCCCCCUUACCCGGUUUAGACCACUCUCCCCCCUCCCACCCCUGGUGGAUCAGUGGGAUGGGAGAGACGUGUGGACCGUUCCCCAAGGGCCAUCCUUUAUAAGGAGCACACUGGCGUCUGGGUUGAGAGCAGCAGAAACAGGAGAAAGGCCUUUGACCCCAAUGGUCUCCAACCGGAUGCCGUUUGGAAGACCUGUAUCACCAAGAAGUGAGAUGAGUGGUGGGGGUUCCAUCUCACCACAGACACUUUCUUUCGACAUUGAGGACAGAGCUUCAUCCCCAGACUCUUUCGUCUCAGAAACCUUGUCUAUGCCCCGGUCCUCUGAGGUUAGAUUAGAUGACAGAUCCUCUUCCCUUGAGUCUUUCGCCUCUCUAACUGCCGACUCACAGCUUUCCCCAGACCCACCCCCACAACAGUUUGGACUCCUCGAGUUGUCCACUGCUGUGUUUGGAUCUAGAUCAUCGUCUGAGUCAUUGUUGUUCGACAUGGAGCCUGAAUGUCCGCCAAUCCUUUCUGAUGUCAGGCCAUCGUCCCUAAAUGAACACAAUCCUCUGUCCUGUGAAGGUGUACCUUUAGAAAAUGAGAUGCUGGAGUCCACAUCAAAUAAGUAUGGACCUGGAUCAUCUGAAUUGCUUACUGUUGGAGAGAACAAACCACUAUCCAAAAUAAAGCAACUAUUAGUUGAUGACGACUGGGUUUGGUUAUCAGUGUGUGAAGCAGGGCAACCGCUUGUCUCUCCGACGUGCGGCUCUAUGUCAGUUUCAGUGGCAAGAGAAGUGAAACUGUUGCCUUCAGAAGCAGCAUUGUGUUGUCCUCAACUUUCAGACACCCCACUCCAUGUCCCACAAAACGACCCACUGGAGCCAACCACAUCCCCAACAGAACACAUAAGGCCUUUAUGUUCAACAGGGGAUGUUAGUACGUCACCACAUUCCUCUGUGCUUCAGUUAGAAAUAGAGACAUCUUUAAAUGCAUGGAGAGCCCCCCAAUCGCCCUCAUCUAAAUGGGUUACCUCAGGCACACAAUCUGCUCUGGCUGGAAUUCUGAGAUCUUCUUUUGUGGACCAGUCCACUGAGGUAUCUUUCCUAGUUGAACCCAAUACAGCACCUACAGAAGAAACUGAGCCUCAUCAGGAUCAAUAUUUGGGUGUGUCUCAGACUGAAAAGGAUAAAAAGAGUUCCAGCUCCUGCCCAGACCAUUCUGAAAUCCAGCUAUUAUCACCUGGUGCCAAUUUCCCAGAAGUUCAGGUAAAAGCUUCCAUGUCCACAGCACAUCAAGCACAAACAGAGAUAGAAUGGUCUAGGUAUGACCUCUUGUAUGAUAGUGAGUUGUGGAAGUUGAUUUCUCAAGUCCAUGAUCCCCAGUAUGUAGGAGAUACAUGGAAUAAGAUAGCUAUAUUUAAAUGUGCCUCAACUUUGCCAGAUGAUGCUGCGGCACAAUCCAGAGCAAUACAAGAUAAACGGGCCUCAUUAGGCCAAAAAUCAGAAGCUUGCGCCUUUUUACCCGAAUACCGACCCGAACUGAGUCCCCUUUUACCUUGCCCAGUUCAGCUAUUGGCACACAUGAGAUGGCCCAGUCCUGAGUCUGUUUCCCCAGCAAACAGACAAAGGCCACUGUCACCAGAUUCACCAAUUGAUCGAUAUGGGCAAUCAGACUUCAAUGCAUUGGUGAAAGACUACCAAUCAUCACCAAGAGCUGGAGAUUCACCUGCAUGUUUAGACCAAGAAGAUGACCAUAUUAGGACUCCAGCAAUGCCAUGUGGAAAGAGGACAUCGGAGGCAACAGCAGCACUUAGUGAGUUGAUAGCACUCCCACCUGAUUCCUUCACACCACAGUUUGGACAAACACAGUCUAAUGAUUUAAUGUCUAUCAAUGCAUGUGGGUCAUCAUCUCUUCAAUUGGUGCCCUCAGACACUGAACAAAUCCCACUGGAUGCUGACCCAGGAAGCUUUGAAGAAAGACCAGAGUCCCCCGAAGCUUUAUCAUUUGUUAGACAUGAGGUAUCAACAGACUAUUCAUUAACUAUUCAUUCAACAUUUCAACUAGUCUUAGCUGAACUUAACAUCAGGCCAAAUCCAUGUGACCUGGCCCCACCAGAAGUGGUGUCUGACCUUCUGCCUGCUUCUGAAGAACAUGUAGCUUUAUCCCAAACAGAAAUUAAACUGCCUGUCUACAAACUUCUAUAUAAUACAGAUAUUUGCAAGUUAAUCUCUAAAAUCCACGAUCCCCAGUAUGCAGGGGGAACCUUUCUUAGUAAAACAGGACUGUUUGAAUAUGUAGGAACUAGGACAGAGUAUGAACAGGUACGAUUAGGUAUGGAAGAAUUAGAUGAAGUUUGUGAAGCUGGUUUGUUAUUAGAGGAUAAAAGUGGAGAUUUGGAAAGAUCCCUUUUACCUCAUUCUGAUGCAGAACAUAUUUCCCCACAUUACACACUACAACAGUCUGAAUAUUUUGACAAUCAGCAUACAUUGUCACCCAUCCUCAAAUCCUCAGGACAUGUGGAUGCCCCUUACCCUAACCCUCACCCCCCUCAGUACGGACCAAACUCGCCUGAGGUUUGGACUUUAGAAAAUAAAUGCAAUACUCUUGGACAAAACUCAUCCAUACUUUGUAUUUUACCCAAAUCCAUUGGUUCUUCAUUAGAGUCAGUGCCUUCAAGUGUAGACUGUAGGAGUGAAUGUUUGGUUUUAUCAAGGCCUGGAGAGAGAGAGAGUCUCCUAAUGAAUGCUCCUACAUAUAAAGCCACUCAGGUCCCAGUGUACCGACUGGUAUAUGAUGCAGAAAUUUGGAAGCUGAUCUCUCAAAUUCGUGACCCCCAGUACAUUGGAGAAAUGUUCAUGGGCAAAACAGGACAGUUUCAAAAUGCUGCAUCUUCAUCAGGUGAAUCAUUGACCACUAAUACAGUGGAGGAGGAUCUCUGUAAAGUACCUAGUGUUCAUGGCAGACCGGUCUCCGCUGGAUCAAUAAUAUUGGAAGUUAGUGAGAGACCUCUUUCAGCAGAAUCCAUAUCUGAGUAUCGCACAAUGUCACCUGAGACAGAAAAUCUCAGAUCAUCAUCUCCUGAAUCAAUAGUGUCACUCGAGAAGGCCUUAUCAAAGGACUCUCCUGUACCCCAAUAUACUCCCCACAUGGAAUCAGCAGAAUACAGGCUAGGCAGCGCACCAUCCUCACCUGUAUCUACCGCGUCAGAUUUUGAACUGGAGGUUUUUGACACUCCUUUAUUUUUGGUCAGAGAAAGAUCCCUCUCAUGGGAUUCAUUAGGAUCUGAAGUUGAAAAUAGGGCGUUGACACCUGAUUCGCCAAUCCCUGAUUUUGGACAGACAAUACUUCAGCAAAUAGCCUCUAUUGCAGAGAGUAGAUCACCCUCGCCUGUGUCUGUUGGUUCAGAUAUGAAUAAUGAGGUUGAACCCUUUCCAUCAUUGCUGUAUGAAGUUAGACCACUGUCACCCGAGUCACGGAAUUCUGUAGACCUCUGCCCAGAUUCACCUAUCCCUGAUUUUGCAACAAACGUAUUUAAACCCGUUUUAUCACUUGCCACCUCCAGAUCAAUGUCCUCUGAAUCAGUUGCAUCAGAGGUUGAGUAUGGUCCCAUGGUGUAUUCAGCUUUGCACAGUGAAAAUAGACCAGACUCCCCUGAUUCCUAUGUUUCAGUAGCUGACGUGCGGUCUCUCUCACCCGAUUCUUGUUCAGAGUAUAUCCCUUUCUCCCAUGAAGAAAUCUUGCUUAUGUCCCCAGACAGGUCAUCUACUCCAGAAGGAACAUGUUCCCUGAAUGAACUUACAGCUCUCUCCCCUGACUCUCCUAUUCCGGAUUUUAGCCAGGUGCUACAAGAGUUUACAAUGCCUCACGUGUACAGGUCUUCUUCCCCUCAGUCAUUGUCAUCAGAUUGGGAUGUGGAACCUGAACCACUUUUACUGUUUUCUUUUGAAGACAGGGGUUCAUCUCCAGCAUCAGAUGAAUCAAUCAAUAAUUUUAGACGACUAUCACCAGAUUCUCCAGUGCCUGACUUUAGACAACAUUUGCCAGAAUCAUACUCGGAUAUUAGUUGUCCCAGGUGUUUAUCGACAGAGUCGAUGGCUUCUGAUGUGGAAUAUGUAUCCUUGAUUGGACCAAUGUAUGAGUUUGAGAAGAGACCAGAUUCUCCAGAGUCAGUUUUUUCAGUUAAUGAUUGUGGACAUUUAUGUCCGGACUCUCCAAUUCCACAGUAUACACAGUAUAGCACUUCUACAGCUGGAGUACGGUAUGUAUUAACGUCCCCUGAACCGAUAAAUCAUGAAAACGAUCUGGAGACUGAUAUCUGUCUACCAUGGCUCUUUGAGGAGCGACCAGAUUCCCCUGAUUCAGGUGCAGCGGGAUAUCUGUCCCCAGAUUCUCCCAUUCCUGAGUUCAGGCAGAUGUUGGUGGACUUAAUUUCUCAUGUAGAAUACAGCUGCUAUUCACCCCAUUCAUUGUCUUCAGAUUGGGACAUGGAACCUGAUUUGCAAUCAACUUUGUUAUUAGAUGAAGACAGACCUCCUUCCUAUGAUUCAGAUGCAGCAUUUAGAUACGGACUGUCACCUGAUUCACCAUUACCUCAGUUUCAAGCAAUCAUUUCUGGAUAUUUUCCGUCAAUUGUUGGACACAGAUCGACGUCUCCAGAAUGCGUAGGUUCAGAUUCAGAAUGUGGUUCACUACAAUGGCAUGAAGACAGACCUUCAUCACCUGUUUCAGUCAUCUCUGGAGAUGAAUGCAGACUAUUAUCACCAUAUGCAAUAAGAUCGUUUGAAAUCGUUGAAGCAUACAGAGAGCUUCGAUCCAUCUCUCCUGAAUACAUUGAGUCAGAUGUUGAAUUGAAUGUAGGUGAAUGUUUAAUGCAUGGGACAUGGGAAGAAAACAGACCAAAUUCCCCUAAAUCUGUAGUUAUGGCGUGUCAAUUGUCACCUCCAUCAUUCACCUGCUCAUUACCGGGAAACAUUAAAUCACCAUCUGAAGAAUCUGAUGAAUACCAUGAUAAACAAAUUAGUUUGGAUCCACUAAGUAACGCUGACAGACUAAAAGAUAAACCAACAACCCCAAACGUUGCAGAAGCAGCAGCUUGUACAACAAAAAUUGGCUCUGAAUCAUUAAAGGAACAAACUCUUCUAAAUGCUCAGUACAAACUUGUUUAUAAGGCUGAAUUAUGGAAUUUGAUUUCUCCAGUACAUGACCCUCAGUACAGGGGGGAUACUUUUCAUAGCCAGACAGGGUGUAUGGAAUACAUUGGCAGCUCAAUGAAGGGGGGACAGAAUGAAAAAGUCAAAGGAAAAAGUAUUCCACAUUCUCCAGGCAAGGCCUCUUCAAGAGUUGCUAUAAAAAACCUGCCCAAGGCAGAGUAUAACUUGAUUUGCGGUAAUCAAUCACAAGCGUUUCAAUAUGCAUUUGGAACUGCUGCCUCUGCGGCAAUUGAUGAAACUGGGGUUAUGUCAUCAACUGAGGCAGACGGCUGGGAUCCUCCCCAUAUCAAUGAGUGGAUACCAGAGUUGAUCAUCGUGAUGCCUGAUGAAAAAUCUGUAUCAGUGUCAACUGGAUCAGUCAAUAGAUUAAGACCUCUCUCCACUUGUCCCACCUUACCUGACUUCAAAAACGAAAUACCAGAAUAUGGAACGCACCUUCACUCAAAGAGCUCCUCACAGGAGACCCCUGUAGCAUCUGCCAAUGAUGCUGUCCCUGUGGGUUUAGAACGUCAGUUGGCUGAACCUGAGCACAGACCCGUGUCAGUGGGGUGGGACGUGAACAUGGUUUAUGAGAGAGCCUCCUCUCCAGAGUCCCUGCCCGAGUUCAACGAGAACCGCUCACUGCCUCCCGACUCACCCAUCCCUGAGUUUCCAGGGUACCUUCCAGACUACAUCCCGACGUGGGCAAUGCACGGUUCCUCCUCCGCUGGCAGCUCGGAUUCAGAGGGGGAGGUGGUAGUCACAUCGUCAAGAAUCACUGAGGUCCAACGACGGCCUUCGUCCCCAGAAUCAAUUUCAUCGGUCCACAAGAUUGCACCACUACUGCCCGACUCACCAGUACCUGAGUUCAUGAGAAUACUGUCUUCCUACUUUCAGGAAAUGCCCCCUAGUUAUAGAUCAUGUUCAUCAAUAUCCCCGGUGUCUUACUCCUCAGACAAUGAGUAUGUUGCGCUGCCUAUCCAGUGUUGGAUUGGAGACACCCCAAGGCCCCUCACUCCUCAAUCAGUGAAUUCAGAAGAAGAAAUACAGUUUAAUUGUGUGGGAGCCGACAAGCUAGUCUCUGAGGCACAACUUCUGAGUCAUGUGACAUGCGUUGCACAACCUGACCGGCAUCCGUUCAAAACGUCCGAAAUGCAAACAAUAAUAACUGAGGCAGAAUUAGACCUGAGGCCUGGCCAAAAUGAUUGUCCUAAGGUGACUAGAUCUGAAUCGGAAUCCUUUGCCUGUGAGGAAUGGAUAAAAUAUGAUUCAGAACAGCCAGAGACUGUUCAAAGCAAUAUUCAUGAGCAACACAUGGGUGAUAUCCAUGAAGAGGCGUUGGACCAGCCCCAACCAUUCAGGGACCAGAACCCCAUGGGGGAGGAGGUCCAGGGCCUGGGCCACGGUGACCAUAAAGACAUGCCUCAAGGCUCAGACAUGACCUGGCCUCAAAGAUCAGAGGAAGCAAUUAUAGUUGCACAAGAAACGGAGGCCAGUAAACCGUCCAGACCGUUCAAGACAGUGGAGCUGAAUAAGUUUGAAGUCCGAUUUAAUGAGCAGAUUUCCUGUAAUGCCAAGCAAGAGAUUGUAUCCGCUCUUCAGCGCCCUGACUGGACCAGCUCCACAACGCACAGAGCUGGGACACCUGUACUCAAAUCUCCCGGCUCACAUCCGGUAUCAAAUCAGGAGUUAUCCCCCACAGAAGUACAGGCCAGUGAAACAAAGACCACCAUCCAGGAAGAAGGAGAAGAUUUAGGGUUCUCCCCAGGUUUCAAUAAAGUCCUCUCUGAUUUUGAAACCACCAUAUCUGCAUUUGAAUUAGAAAAAAAGCUUCCCAGAAAAGCCGCAGAAUCUCUGGAUUCUGACACAGAAUACUUUGACUGCGAGCAAACCUUAUCUGACUUCUCUGAAGCCGAAGAAGUGUUUCCAGCAGGUGGGUUCGCCUUUCGCAUCUCUGAGCCGCCCUCUCCGAUGCCGGGCAGCAGCCAGGGUCUGGGCUUGGUGACGGCGAGCCCUGAGUGCCGCCGGCACCCCUUCCUACGGGUGCAGGAUUACAAGCGCUUCUCGUCCGGUAGUGAAAGUCUUGGCGACUUUGCGUAUGAUUCAGACUGCUCGAAAGAGUGUCGAUCUGAAGAUGACUUCCCGUUGUGUGAGGAGCUUCCCUCCCGGGAUCAGGCAGGGAAUGUGGACGAUAAGGAGGACUUCCUGGCAAGGGAGAUAUCAGAGGAGUUAGGGCCGCUGUCCUCCGACAGCUCAGAAGAAGAGGUUCUGACCACCAGGGUGGUGCGCCGCAGAGUCAUUAUCCAGGGGGACGACUUUCCGGAGAUCCCCCCCCAAACGGUGACCGAAGAGAAGUUCAUAGAUGACCACGGGAACAUGGUAGUAAAGAAGACCACGCGGAAGGUGAUCAGAAAGUUUCUGUCUGCGGACGGAGUGGAGAGGCAGGAGGUGCAGGUGGAGGGCGCUGCGCAGGAGGCAGUGCGUGUUGAGGAAGGAGACGUGUUCUCCAGAGUGGUCAAGAGGACGGUGGUCCGCAGCCAAGGAGACCAGCAUGAGUCCACCUUCUCUGAGCCGUGGGUGCCGGCUGAAGGAAGCAGCUCCCAGUUUGAGACGGAGGCCGUGCUAGGCCGCAAGGUGAGCCGGGUGGUGAAGACGACGGUGGUACGGGGCGAUCGGCUGGAGAAGCAGACCGGGGAUGCUUCCCUGGCCGCAGACCUGCCCUCCGCCCAGGACGACUUCAGGAAGGCCUUGGGUUAUGCUGGAGGCUUCGGGGAGUACCUCCUCCUGCCUCAUGUAGUGGAGCAGGAGGUGCUGCAGGGCGACGGCUCAGUGCUCAGAAGAACCUCGAUGCGUAAGUCGCGCUCCCAGAGGAGGACGGUGGUGCGGGACGGCCAGGGGAGGAAGCAUGUGACCCUGGAGCGGCUGGACGACGCCCCGGGGCCCCCUGGAGCCGAAGCCCUCCAGCAGAAACUCCGCCUGCUGCUGCAACACUACUGCUGCGACGCCCCGCCCCUCAGGGGGGAGGGGCGGGGGACCAGCCCACCGGGAGCCGGGGGGGACCCGUCCUGUCUCCUCCCACCCGGCCCCCCCUGCUCUCCGCACCAGUCAUAACGGGUCUCUACGUCCAGCAUCUGGUCCACUGGUCUGCCUCUGGUCCACUGGUCUGCCUCUGGUCCACAGGUCCACUGGUCUGCCUCUGGUCCUCUGGUCUGCCUCUGGUCCACUGGUCUGCCUCUGGUCCACUGCUCCACUGGUCUGCCUCUGGUCCACUGGUCCACUGGUCUGCCUCUGGUCCUCUGGUCUACCUCUGGUCCACUGCUCCACUGGUCUGCCUCUGGUCCACUGGUCUGCCUCUGGUCCACUGUUCUGCCACUGGUCCACUGGUCUGCCUCUGGUCCACUGGUCCACUGGUCUGCCUCUGGUCCACUGGUCCACUGGUCUGCCUCUGGUCCACUGGUCUGCCUCUGGUCCACUGCUCCACUGGUCUGCCUCUGGUCCACUGGUCCACUGGUCUGCCUCUGGUCCACCUCUCUCGAGGCUCUUCUGCGUUUUGACAAUGCUCCCUUUAUUUCUUCUUGUUUUCAUUUUGUGACCAAAGAUAGCUGUCCAAUUUAGUGUCCUUGUUGUUUUUCCUUGUUCCUGCGUCCUAAAGGGGCGGUUCCGCCUGCCUCAGUACCACAGAGAGAGCCAAUCAGCAUGCAGAUCAAGCCGGCGGUCUGUUGGGCCUGUUCUGAAUAGACGAUUGUAAAACGACAAAGUGUAUAUAGAUGAGCGUCUUGGUUGGACUAACGCAACCCCCAGCCCCAUUACACCACCCCUAUUGCACCACCCUUAUGUUCCGCUGCUGAGACUCCGGCCCCAUUACCCCACCCAUGUUACACCACCCUUAUCUUCCUCUGCCGAGACUCCACCCCCAUUACACCACCAAUAUUACACCACCCUUAUGCCGCGUUGCUGAGACUCCACCCCCAUUACACCACCCUUAUUUUCCUCUGCUGAGACUCCACCCUCAUUACACCACCCCUAUUACACCACCCUUAUGCCCCGCUGCUGAGACUCCACCCCCAUUAAACCACCCAUAUUACACCAACCUUAUGUCCCUCUGAGACUCCAUGCCUCUCCUCUUCUUGAUGUGUGUUGCCUCUUAAACGUUCCCCACCGGUUGCAGAACUGUACUCCUCUUGUGUGACCAUGCGUGUGGGUGAGUUUUGUUGGUGUGGGUCUUUGUCACAUCUUCCCUGAUGUUAUGGGGAGAGGGGGUCCUCUGUGGGGGGACGGGGUCCUCUAGGGGGGUCUACUGUGGGGGUCCUAUUUGAGGGUCCACUGUGUUUCCGUCCUCCACUGGCUUCAGUCGUGUUGAACCCAACGAUUUUCUUUCUGAUUCUCCUGUUUUGCGCGUUUACUCUCGUGUGUUUUGAGAUUAGAAAUGAGGGAAGCUUGGACAUAACUCUGUACUCCGAAAUAUACAAAGUACUUCACAUUUCAACGAGGAAUCUAUAUAUCUUUGGUGUUACCAGUAUAAACUUUGUCUGACAAUACAACUCACAUUGCUGUUAACCAGUGUGAUACAUUUACAGGAAUAAAAAAAAUGUAAAAAAUGAUUGAUUUGAUAAGGAAGCAUCUUGUUUCCAUGGUGAUGAACAUAUUAACACUGCCGUCUAUGCGGUCUUUGCUGUUCCCACGGCACUAGCUUACAGCAGUAAAUAGUCUUUAUUUCCCCACGGUUGCCAUAGUCCCCGACAUGUCAGUGGAUCAGGACUCUGAUCUGCUGUCAGCGACAGAAUCUCAUUUUGAUGAUUCAUCAUAGAAAACAUUUGCUGCUUGAUGUUCGGACUGAUAUUUUAUAAUUGGUUGUGAUGAUCUAUUGUCUCUGAUAUCCAGUGUCUAAAUGAUAAAAACAAAUAUAAAAGUUGUUUGGUUGAAUAUAUGCACGUGAAAUUCUUGGAGUAAAGUGGAAGAUUAUUCAAGUCAAUUCAGUUUUAUUUGUAUAGCUCUCAUCAGUUACAUACUCAGAUUGCCACAGGUCAUUUAUUUAUGACACCCCCCCCUGACCCUUGACCCCCAGAGGGCAAGAAAUACUCUUAAGAGGAAGAAAUGUUGAGAAGAAAGGCAGAGUGGGGGAUCCCUUCCUCAAGGGUGGGAACAUGUGAAAUCAUUCAGUUAGUGAUAGUGAAUAUAAAGAGUGUAUGGCACUGGGGGCUGGAAGGAGAGUCCAGGCAUCCAGUCAGUCAGACUGAAGAGGGAGGUUUCAGCUUGGAUAUCUCAGCCAUCAGCUUCCCUGGUACUGGUGCAGACU